Molecule: messenger RNA, 1788 nt
Organism: Paramecium tetraurelia
Lineage: Eukaryota; Ciliophora; Oligohymenophorea; Peniculida; Parameciidae
Exons: 7
Cellular component (GO): cytoplasm
Source: RefSeq, a predicted model, not a curated record
AUGAAUCAAUACUCAUAUAAACAUGGUUAUCUUUAAACAAAAUAAUUGUUUUGGAUUUCUAAUUAUUACUAUUUGGAUCAUAAGCACUUCUUUAAAUUUGAAAAUGAUUAGUCACAUUCUCCAAAUGAAGUUAUUACUUUGGAAUAAGUCAAAGUGGAGGGCCCAGAGAAAGUAGAUGAUCUAUUUUAUUUCACCUUGAUCCACAAGGAAUACUCAACAGUAUACAGAGCUAUUUCAUUGAAGGAUGCUGAAGAGUGGGUUGCUCAACUUAAACUAUCAAUAAAGUUAUUGGAAGCAUAACCAGCUUUGAUUAGCCAUCAUACAUUGCAUACAACAAUUGAGGAUGAGACUAAUGAUGAAAUUGAACUUUUAUAAUAAAAUUAAAAUUGGAAACUGCACAAGAUCUAUGAUAAACUUCGAUUGUAUUAUUCAGACGAUAGCAAAUUUCACUUUUUGAAAGGUGAAUGGACCAUAGGGAAACCUAUUAAAAUGGUUAAGAAAAUAUUUAUGAAUGAAAACAAUUUGAUAUAUUUUUAGCCAGGCUUAAAGAACCAUUAAACCAUAAAUUCAAAUCAAUAUUCUCAAUAAUACUCUCUGAGUUGCGGGAAAUAAAAAAAGCAUAGACAUCAAACUCAUAUUCAUUUCACUUACUUAAGAAAAUAAUAAAUAAAAUCAAGUUAUUUUAUCAUCUAAAGAAAUGUAUUAAAUUCUCAAUUGUUAACAGUAAGAUAUUCAUAAAUAAAGUAGAUUAAUUUCUAAUUAUUUGAAAAUGAUCGACAUUCAAAUUAGACAUAAUGUCAGAUUAUUAUUGUACUUAAGAAGUCUAAUGAUAAAUUGAUGCAUAAAUUUGCCAAAGAGUAUAUAAUCAAUCACUAAAUAAUAAAUUAUGAAUAUGAUCACAUAAUUGAUAAAAUUCAAGAGAAAUCUGAAGUCGUUUAAGAGACACAGAAUAAUAAGCAACAGCAAAAUAGCGUUGGUGGUUUAGAAAUAUAUUUUCUACCUAAUGAUCGUCUGGGAUUUUAGGAUGUCAACCCUAACAGAAACCAUCCUGCCUUGUAAAAUGAAGAGAAACAUUUAAGAUUUACUUAAUUGAACGAUAGAGAAAAGGAGAUCUUGAAUCAAUUCAGAGUCAAAAUGAAAAAUUUGGCAUUGAAUGAUAAUACAUUGAUUCGACACCUCUAAGCGAGACAAUUUGAUUUAAGCGCGUCUGAAAAAAUGCUUACAGAUAUUCUAGAAUGGAGAAAAUAAAACAACAUUAACUCUUAUGACCAUCGUAAGGAGAAGUAUGACUACUUUAGAAAAUAGAAUAUCUUGAUCAUGCUAGGGGAAGGCAAUGUGGGACAUCCAAUAUUUUACAUAAGAGCUGAAAAUAUAUUGCCUGAUGAAUAUAAGGAACCUAAUCCAACGAUUGAAACUUUUAUUGAAUAUUUCUGUUGUUUGAUGGAACAUAACAUUAGUAAUAUGAGAGGACAUAUUGAUUGUUAAAUCUUAAUAAUUGAUUGCUUUAACUUGAGUAGAAAAAAUGUUAGCUUGGAUCUGAUAAAAGCUCUGAUGACAUACGUUUUUAUGAAGUAUCCAGAACGACAGAUAAGGAAUAUUGUAAUAAAUACUGACUGGCUUGCCAAGUCGAUUUAUAACAUAGUUAAGAAAUUUCUACCAAAGAGGACUAUAGAGAAAAUGGCCUUCGCUGGGAAAGACCCAAAAGAAAUACUGCAGGUCCUAUCAAGAGACAUUGAUAUUUCAGUAAUCCCGAAGAAGUAUGGUGGUCUAAAUGAUUUAAUAAUAUGA